Molecule: messenger RNA, 5128 nt
Organism: Achroia grisella
Lineage: Eukaryota; Metazoa; Arthropoda; Insecta; Lepidoptera; Pyralidae
Exons: 13
Coding region: 1-4647 (1548 amino acids)
Biological process (GO): response to oxidative stress
Molecular function (GO): peroxidase activity; heme binding
Source: RefSeq, a predicted model, not a curated record
AUGAAACACAUAUGUCACUUGGAUCUCGAAAACUGCAAAACAUACAAAUACAUCUUUAUAAACAUACUUUGCAUGUUAAACACAAUCGUCAGUGAUGAACAGACAGAAGGCAAUAUAACAUCAGACGAACAUAAUAAUUGUCCUUUUUCUAAAAUUAUUGAAGAUAUAUUUAGGAUACAUAAUAAAACUUCAGAUGCUGGUAUUUAUAUUAAAAAUAGUGAACGCGCUAAACUGUUCCUUAGUACCAUAGCUAACGUAACAGCAAAUGAUAACACGAAUGAUACUGAUCAGGAAACUCUAGUUAACAACAUUAUAGCAUCAAUAAACAGAAUAAAAAAUAACAUAUCAUCUGUAAAUGAUACUAAAUUGAACCAAGCUAUAAUUCUAAAUAUUUCCGAUUAUAAUAAAAAUGAUGUUAAGACGUCUACAGAAAAUUCCGUUAAUGGUGUUACCCAAAUAAAAAGUGGUAUUGAAGAUAAAUUUGAUAUAAUGUCAUUAAACAAUACUUCAAAAGGUAACAAUGUGACUAAUAUGAGUAAUGAAGUAUCUAAUAUAACAACAGAAAAAACUAACUACGUAGAAAUUUUAACUAUAGAACCUAACAAUACCAAUAACCAUAAUACAUCUCAUAACAUAAUUGAAGUUCUCAAACAUUUAAUGCCUAUGUUUAAUAGUACAUUAACAAAAGAACUACAUAACAUCACCAUCAUAGAGAGAAACCAUAACAGAAACCAUUCGUUUACUGCAACUAAAAAUGUAUCUACUAUCGUCGUAACUUAUUGUGAUAAAGAAAAUCUGACAAAAGCUAAUAUAACUGGUGAUGAAACUGAUGAUGGACUAGAAACUGAUUUGAAAGUCCCUUUAGAUGAUGAAAAAGAUUAUUAUCUCGAAGACAAUAUAGAAGAAGACACCAGUGACGAAGAGGAUGACUUUGAGAAGCCUGUGAAUGUAACGAACGAAGUAAAAAGAGAUAUAUUGGAAGCUGCUGAAUAUGGAAUGCAAAAGAUGCAUGAGUUGUAUAGUGUUUUGGAACCAAAGCUGUAUUCUAUGGGUCUAUGGUUGGAUGAGAGUAAUCCUGCCCGAUACGUAGCAGCGUUCAAUGCACCAACCGAAGAUGCUGCAAAGUUCUCCCGUUACGGAUACGCCUCGUUGCAAGCUGCGCAGCGUCUAAAACAACUUACCAGUACUGGUGAGGAUGCUCUCGAAGGUCGUACGGAGGAGGCGCAGUUUCCCAGCGCAAGCGCACUGCGCCAGUCUCCACUCUUGCGGCACUGUCCUCUCCGAGCGCCAAAAUGUCCGCCCGCUUCCAAAAGAUAUCGAACUCAUGACGGCACAUGCAACAACCUUAAUAGACCCCGAUGGGGUUCUACGAUGACCCCAGUUCAACGGUUCUUGGCCCCUUCCUACUCAGACAGCCUCCAAGCUCCCAGGAGAUCAAUAUUCGGCGGCAAACUCCCGUCAGCUCGCGAGAUCAGCUCCCGUAUCCAUGAGAGCAAAAACGUGGAAUCUCCCGGCAUAACACACUUGUUGAUGCAAUGGGGACAGUUUGUUGAUCAUGAUAUCACGUCAUCAUCGCAGACGAGAGGUUUUAACGGGUCUGUACCGAGGUGCUGCAAAAAUGGUGGAAGAGGCAUUGUCCCCAAAGAGUUACUGCACCCAGAAUGUUUCCCUAUCGAGGUGCCACCAUCUGAUCCAUUUUAUGGUCCUCGCGGAGUAAGGUGCUUGGACUUCGUCAGGUCAUCUCCAGCCCCUCGGGAUGACUGCUCUCUGGGUUGGCGGGAACAAAUGAACCAAGUCUCAGCUUAUAUAGAUGGAUCACCAUUGUAUGCCAGCUCAGCAAGACAGUCUGACAAAUUAAGGCUAUUUAGGAAUGGAAUGCUCCAAUACGGCCGGGUGCAGCAGCGGAGGCCCCUGCUGCCCCCCGAACGGCACGACGAGCUCUGCCGUGGAGGAGCAGUCUCUACGGACUGUUUCAAGUCUGGUGAUGCGAGGGUUAAUGAGCAACCGGGGCUGGUCGCUGCUCAUAUUGUAUGGCUGAGACAGCACAACAGAAUGGCUCAAGAACUGGCCCAUCUCAACCCUCAUUGGAGUGACGAAAAGAUCUACCAGGAGACGCGGAAAAUAGUGGGCGCCAUGAUCCAACAUAUCACAUAUAGGGAGUUCCUGCCCAUUAUUUUAGGUACGGAGGUGGUGCGUUUGUUUGACCUGGAACUCCUGAAAAAGGGUUACUAUAAAGAGUACAGCCCUAAAACUAACGCAAGUCCAGCGAGUUCGUUCUCAUCUGCCGCAUUUCGAUUCGGUCACAGCUUAGUUCAAUCCUCAAUGGUGCGGUAUGAUAGGUUCCACAGACCUAUGAACAACAACGUCAGCCUUCACAAUGAAGUAACAAAUCCAUCAAAUAUUUGGAGCAUGGGCGCUGUAGAUCGUCUUGUAUUGGGCAUGGUCAACCAACCAAUACAAAAGCGUGAUGAAUUCAUCACUGAAGAACUAACCAAUCAUCUAUUUCAAACGCCCCAAUUUGACUUCGGAAUGGAUUUGGCUGCCAUCAAUAUACAAAGAGGAAGAGAUCAUGGAGUAGCACCUUAUACUUCUUGGAGAGAACCGUGUGGAUUGUCAGCAAUACUGGAGUUUGAAGAUCUGUUUAGAGUGAUGCCAGUUAGGACCGUGAGAAAGUUGGAGAGUUUAUACAGACAUGUGGAUGAUAUAGAUCUAUUCACUGGUGGUAUGUCGGAAAGACCAGUCGUAGGAGGACUUGUUGGACCAACAUUUGCUUGUAUCAUCGCUCAGCAGUUCUCUAAUCUUAGAAAAGGGGACCGAUUUUGGUACGAGAACGGUGGUUUUGAAUCCUCGUUUACCCCAGCACAAUUACAACAAAUACGAAGAAUCUCAUUCGCACAAGUUCUCUGUCAUACUCUAGACAACAUUGACAAUAUCCAACCGUUUGUUUUUCUAUCACCGGACAGUCCUGACAAUGACAGAAUAUUAUGCCACAAUGGUGUUCUUAACAACUUUGACUUAUCGGCUUGGGUAGAGCUAAAUUCGGACUCUAAUGACAUUAAAAAAUCGGAAGACGAACCAAGCACGCAGAAACCUAAACGGACAAAGCCUACCACUACUUCGACUACUACGGAAAAGUCUAAAACGACUUCGACUCAUCCAAAAAGAAAUGAACAAAAAGUAUCAAGUGCCGCAUCUGUACACGUUUCACAUAAAGUACCACCCCAUACUUCGUCGAGCACUAAUAAAACACAAAAUGUGACAAAUAGCAAACUGACUGACAAAUUAAAUAGAACAAAGACAAAAGACAAAGGUAUUAACAAUGCUACUUUGACAGUAGAUGAAACCAGCACGAAAACUAACCUGACAGCCCAGAAAAUAGAUGAUAAACUGGACUUUAAAAACAAAAGCCGACGUUACGAUGAUACAAUUCACUUAAGACAUGACAUGAGACCUAACAAACCAUCAAAGAAAUUUAAUGAUUAUGAUUAUGAUGAAGAAAGGGACCAUGAUAUAGAGAAUGUACAAUCUGUUGUUAUUAACAACUUACCACACAAACGUCCAUACAACAGACCUAUUAUAACUGUUACUGAGAACGUUAACAAAUAUACUUACCUCAUUAACUAUGUUCCUAGACCAACCGAAUCCUGGCGAAGGACUACAAAAAAGAAUUAUGAUAGAGACGUGGUAAAAGUGACAUAUCAGACAUAUGACGACACGUACAGACGACCAAACAAACCUUAUUAUUACAAUAGACGAGAUGAUAUAGCGGACAAUUAUUAUUAUGACCAUGCUAAGCACAAAACAAAUCUACAUAGAACUCACGAUAGGGAAAAUUUACAUUCAUCUGCUCGAUCCAAUGAAGAAACCAUACGGACUACUGCCAAAAGUACGACUACUGACAACUUUGAUACCUCAGAUGUUAAAAGCACAACAGAAAAUUUAUAUAAAUUAGUAACUUUUGGAUAUGUAGGCAAUUACAAGGGUAACGUUAAUACAAAACGUGAUACUAAUAUCGUGAAUUCUGACAAAAAAGAAACAAAACAUGAUGUAAUAAGUAAAGACUUUUCUACUUAUGUGACUAAGAAACCAGAAAUUAUUUAUGAUAAUGACAAGACAAAUAUGAGACUUUCUACGUUUUUCUUAUACGAAACAGCGACGAAACCUUACACCAAUUUACACAGACCGACAAGACGACAUGACGAAAAUAUUCCGACUCAGACUAAAAACAAAUAUUAUUAUAUUCAGAAUGUUUUACAUAAAUAUCCUGAAUCUAAUACGACUGGGGUCAAAACAAACAAUCGAAAAGAAAACUAUAAUCACUCAAGAGUUGGAGAAGACAUAGAAGAGAGAUCAUCGGCCAAUAAAUUAGCGUUAUUACACGAAAUUGAAUCAAAAUCAACAAGCUCUGAAAGACAAAGACUGAAGAUAAAGAAGCCUUCAAGUCCAGCAAAGACACCAUCUGUUGCAUUUCAAGUUAUACCAAGUGAAAACAGUCCUAUGCAAUGGGCUGUUUAUGAGGAAAAUGCGGAACUUCCAGAGGACCUGCCACAUCGAAUGCCACCAAUAAAAACCGACCCGCAUGCUCUAAAAGAAAUACCGAGACCUAUGAACUUAAAAAGUUUGAGGAGAAGACCAGGAAUGUUCUAAUGUUAGACCCAAAGUAUUUUUGUACAUGUUGUUCAUUGGCAACUGUUAGAUCUCUAUAUAUAACUAGUUAAUUAACAUAAGACAUACGAAAGAACAAAAUAACGUAUGAGGUUCUAUAAAUAAGUUAAUUGCUACAAUUAUUUCAUUAAACGAGAUGAACAAGAAAUGUAAAUAAAUAAGGGACUGAUAACUUACAUAUUUGUUUCAACAAAAUGAAGGUUUUCUCUAUGACUCGGACAGAAUGUAAUAUUGACACAGACCCCUAGUUAUGACUAAGACAAAUAACUUACGAUGACCAACAUGAUUAGGGCAGAACGUAACAUUGACACAUACCCUUAGUUCUGAUAGUGACAAAUAACUUCGACGAACAACAUGACUCGAACGGAUAUUGACGCAAACCUUUGUUAUGACAAUGACAGAUAACUUCGACAAUCAACAUGACUUAGACAGAAUGUAAUAUAGACACAGACCCUUAGUUAUG